AAAAACAGAAGAAGAAGAAGAAGUUUUGUGUAUGCGCAUGCGUACUGUCAGAUAACAGCAGCCGGUAAACAUGGCUGGUGUUGGUUUGGGACGAUGGGCCAAGGCUCUCGCUAAGGGUAAAGGUUCUGGCCUCUCAGCCCUUGUAUCGGGAUGUAGAGGAGCCUCCGGUGUGACAAAGGACAGUCUGCCCGGUCCAUUCCCGAAGACCCCAGAAGAGAGAGCUGCUGCUGCAAAGAAGUACAAUUUGAGGGUUGAGGACUAUGAACCGUAUCCAGAUAACGGAGAGGGCUACGGCGAUUACCCAAAACUACCAGACAGGUCCCAACAUGAGAGAGACCCCUGGUACCGAUGGGACCACCCUGACUUGAGGAGGAACUGGGGAGAGCCGAUGCACUGGGAUUUUGACAUUUUCAUCAGAAACCGGGUGGACACAUCUCCAAGCCCUGUGUUGUGGUCAACUAUGUUGAAACAACUGUUUGGUUUCGUUGGGUUCAUGUUGUUUAUGUUCUACGUUGGAGAAAAAUUCCCAUCCUAUCAACCUGUUGCCCCAAAGCAAUAUCCCUACAACAACCUGUACUUGGAGAGAGGAGGAGAUCCUGAAAAACAACCAGAGGAAGUUAAAAAUUAUGAAAUCUAAAAUACAAUUUUGCUCCUGUAUAUAUUUUUGGCAACAAUAAAGACUUAUGUUAACUUCAAAAA
Girardinichthys multiradiatus is the source of this 699-nucleotide messenger RNA. RefSeq names its product NADH:ubiquinone oxidoreductase subunit B8 (gene ndufb8). Gene Ontology annotation, biological process: mitochondrial electron transport, NADH to ubiquinone. The transcript has 5 exons. Gene Ontology annotation, cellular component: mitochondrion. The coding region runs from base 71 to 637 and encodes 188 amino acids. NCBI's taxonomy places the organism in Eukaryota, Metazoa, Chordata, Actinopteri, Cyprinodontiformes, Goodeidae. The record is from RefSeq and is a predicted model, not a curated record.